AUGAGCGCGGUGGGGGGCCUGGCGUGGCGCGCGCUGCACGCCCUGCUGCGCGCGUUGCUCUGUCUGCAGCGCGCGCUGCUGGCCGCGCCCCGCGCCUGGCUCCGGCGCCGCGCCGCUGCAUCCUGCGCCUUGCUGGGCCCCGCCGCCCGCGCCCUCGCCUUCCCCGGCGCGGCCCGCGGGGGCCGGCGGCCCGCUAGGAGGCGGCCCGGGGUUCGAGCCAGGGGCCGCGCGGACGGGCGGGUCCGCCAGAAGCUGCCGCUGCACGUGGCGCUGGUGGUGACCGAGGAGGAGCUGAGCUACGCGGACAUGGCCAGCCUGGUGGUGUGGUGCAUGGCGGUGGGCAUCUCCUACGUCAGCGUCUACGACCACAAUGGUAUUUUCAAGAGGAAUAAUUCAAGACUGAUGGACGAAAUUUUAAAACAGGAGCAAGAACUCUUAGGAUUAGACUGCUCCAAAUAUACAGUGGAAUUUGCUAAUCAAGACAAAGCUGAUCAAGUUUUAAAUUGCCAAUCUACAUUGAAGGUGCUGUCUCCAGAAGAUGGAAAAGCAGACAUAGUAAAAGCUGCUGAGAACUUUUGUCAGUUGGUAGCACAACAGCAAAGAACAUAUACAGACCUGGAUGUGAAUGUGUUAGACAACUUGUUAAGUAGUACAAGUGGAUUUCCAGAUCCUGAUUUAGUCUUGAAGUUUGGUCCUGUGGACAGCACAUUAGGGUUCCUUCCCUGGCACAUCAGACUAACAGAGAUCAUUUCUUUGCCUUCCCACCAGAACAUCAGCUAUGAAGACUUUUUCUCUGCCCUCCAUCGCUAUGCAGCUUGUGAGCAACGGUGGGGAAAGUGACUUUGGGCUGAGCACACUGAGUUGUGCUUUCCAUGGAAAGGAAUUUGUCUGUUUACAACCACCUGUGACCCAUAAGUCUGGUUCAUAGUCCUUUCUUAAUUUAUCAACAAAUUCAAUAAAGUGUCUUACCUUUCUAAAGA
Centrocercus urophasianus (Greater sage-grouse) is the source of this 980-nucleotide messenger RNA. It is a transcript of the gene NUS1, whose product is annotated as NUS1 dehydrodolichyl diphosphate synthase subunit. The transcript is spliced from 5 exons. Lineage: Eukaryota; Metazoa; Chordata; Aves; Galliformes; Phasianidae. The coding region runs from base 1 to 840 and encodes 279 amino acids. The record is from RefSeq and is a predicted model, not a curated record. Gene Ontology annotation, molecular function: ditrans,polycis-polyprenyl diphosphate synthase [(2E,6E)-farnesyl diphosphate specific] activity. Gene Ontology annotation, cellular component: endoplasmic reticulum membrane; dehydrodolichyl diphosphate synthase complex.